Octodon degus (degu) is the source of this 1362-nucleotide messenger RNA. RefSeq names its product TNF superfamily member 12 (gene Tnfsf12). The record is from RefSeq and is a predicted model, not a curated record. Bases 108 to 866 code for a protein of 252 amino acids. The transcript has 7 exons. Gene Ontology annotation, cellular component: membrane. Gene Ontology annotation, biological process: immune response. NCBI's taxonomy places the organism in Eukaryota, Metazoa, Chordata, Mammalia, Rodentia, Octodontidae. Gene Ontology annotation, molecular function: tumor necrosis factor receptor binding; receptor ligand activity.
CCUGGCCCCUCCCUCUCUCCGGCCCGCUCCGCCCGCCGGCUCCCCCUCCCCGUUCCCUCGGGUCCCGGGAUGGGGGGGCGGUGAGGCAGGCACAGCCCCCCGCCCCCAUGGCCGCCCGUCGGAGCCAGAGGCGGAGGGGGCGCAGGGGGGAGCCGGGCACCGCCCUGCUGGCCCCCUUCAUGCUGGGCCUGGGCCUGGCGCUGGCCUGCCUUGGCCUCCUGCUAGCUGUGGUCAGCCUGGGGAGCCGGGCAUCGCUGUCUGCCCAGCAGGAGCUUUCCCAGGGGGAGCUGGCAGCAGAGGAGGACCUAGAGCCAGAGUCUCGGGAACUGAGUCCCCGGACAGAGGAGAGCCAGGAUGUUGUGCCUUUCCUGAAGCCACUAGUCCGGCCUCGCAGAAGUGCACCAAAAGGCCAGAGAACACGGGCUCGCAGAGCAAUUGCAGCUCACUAUGAAGUUCACCCACGACCAGGACAGGACGGAGCACAGGCAGGUGUGGAUGGGACAGUGAGUGGCUGGGAAGAAGCCAAAAUCAACAGCUCCAACCCUCUGCGCUAUGACCGUCAGAUUGGGGAAUUUACAGUCACCAGGGCUGGGCUCUACUACCUGUACUGUCAGGUGCACUUUGAUGAGGGCAAGGCUGUUUACCUGAAGCUGGACUUGCUGGUAGAUGAGGUGCUGGCCCUGCGCUGCCUGGAGGAGUUCUCAGCCACAGCAGCAAGUUCCCCUGGGCCCCAGCUGCGACUCUGUCAGGUGUCAGGGCUGUUGCCCCUGAGGCCAGGGUCCUCCUUGCGGAUCCGCACACUGCCUUGGGCCCAUCUCAAAGCUGCCCCCUUCCUCACCUACUUUGGACUCUUCCAAGUUCACUGAGGGAGCAGUCUCCUGGCAGAUUUCCUAGGGUGCUGGCUCCCUGCACAGUGCUCUAAACAUCCAGAUCCCUCUAUCCCACCCUAAGCCUUCCAGGCUACAGAUCUGCCCCUCCUUCCAUAGGCUGCCAGGGCUCUUUCACGUGUUUUCCCAUUCUGUUUCCUCUCUUACACCCCUCUCCCCCCUCACUAGCUCCCAAACCCUGGAUCCUCCCAUGCCCCCUUUUAUCCCCGACUCUCCCCUGGCCAUACUCCCCAGAACAUUGUGUUUACUGACCUGUGGGCAAGGAUGGGUCCAGAAGACCCGGCUUCAAGCACUGAGAGGAGCUGGAACUUGUGGCUGGAAGCCAAAGAAUCUGGAACUGGGCCAGGAGUUCCCAAAUGUGAGGGGUAAGAGCCCAAGACAAGCUUGCUCCUUGACAAUUCCCUGUGGAUUUUGAAAACAGAUAUUAUUUUUAUUAUUAUUGUGACAAAAUGUUGGUAAGUGGAUAUUAAAGAGA